AUGUUUUUUUUAAUGGAAGUUGUUAUAGUUGCCCUUAUGGCUGACGUCGAAAUGGAACAACCUAAAAUUGAACCCAAGGAGGAGGUUGUCGAAGAGAAUGGAAGUGCAGACAAGAUCCAGGAAGCUCAAGGAGUUUCGACUUAUGCUGAAGAUGAAGUUUACAAGAAGCUCGUUUCUCAACAAAUGAAGCAGUCAGUUGCCGAGACCCUGAUGAAGUUGUUCGAGUCGGGAUACAUGACUAUUGAUGACUUUGAUGAGCGCGCAGUGGAAAUGAUGAAUUCCUUCCCAGAAGAUCAAGCUCGUUACAUCAUCGAUCAACUGAGGGAAUCCAGACUUUUUGGAGUUCAAAACAAGCCCCAGUACCUGAUGUCACUCAUGCGUAAUUUCCGCGAUCGCAUUCGUGCCCAGGGAGCUCAGGCGACUUAUGCUGAAGAUGAAGUUUACAAGAAGCUCGUUUCUCAACAAAUGAAGCAGUCAGUUGCCGAGACCCUGAUGAAGUUGUUCGAGUCGGGAUACAUGACUAUUGAUGACUUUGAUGAGCGCGCAGUGGAAAUGAUGAAUUCCUUCCCAGAAGAUCAAGCUCGUUACAUCAUCGAUCAACUGAGGGAAUCCAGACUUUUUGGAGUUCAAAACAAGCCCCAGUACCUGAUGUCACUCAUGCGUAAUUUCCGCGAUCGCAUUCGUGCCCAGGGAGCUCAGGCGGUCAUGGCAGGAAAGCUGAUCAACGGACCUGAUCCAGACAAAAUGACGGAAAUUUUGAAGAGAACUGGCUAUACUCUGGAAAUCACCGUUGGGCAACGGAAGUAUGGCGGACCGUGUCCUGACUGGGAUGGUCCUCCCACCGGACCCGCUGGCCAAGGACACGAGAUCUACAUCGGUCAUAUUCCCCACGAACUCUUUGAGGAUUCUAUUGUUCCCUUGUUCGAAACGUGCGGUAAAAUCUGGGAUCUGAGACUUAUGAUGGAUCCCAUGUCAGCCAAGAACAGAGGAUACGCUUUCCUGACAUUCUGCGAGAAGUCGUCUGCAUCGGAAGCUGCUAAAAAGUAUGAUGGACACGAAAUUUUGCCCGGAAAAGCUCUGAAAGUGAACGUCUCUGUCGCAAACACACGUCUGUUCCUGGGAAACAUCCCCAAGUCGAAAACUAAAGCCGAAAUUCUUGAGGAGCUCAAAAAGCACGCAGAGGGUGUCACAGACGUGAUUGUCUACACAAUUCCGGAUGCAACUGAACGAUUCAAGAAUAGAGGAUUCUGCUUCGUCGACUUUGCGGAUCAUAAAACUGCUUCUGAUGCAAAAAGGAAGAUUCAGCAACACAAAAUUCGUCCUUUCAACAGUGAGCUUGUAGUUGAUUGGGCCGAGCAACAGGACGAACCUGAUGAGGACACCAUGAACAAAGUCAAAGUGCUUUACGUCCGCAACCUAAAGGAAAUUGUAACUGAGGAGAAAUUGAAGGAGAUCUUCGGCCCAUAUGGCGAGAUUGAACGCAUAAAAAAGAUCAAAGAUUACGCUUUUGUACACUUCAAAGAACGCGAGCCAUGUGUAAAGUUGAUUGGGCCGAGCAAGCAGGACGAACCUGAUGAGGACACCAUGAACAAAGUCAAAGUGCUUUACGUCCGCAACCUAAAGGAAAUUGUAACGGAGGAGAAAUUGAAGGAGAUCUUCGGCCCAUAUGGCGAGAUUGAACGCAUAAAAAAGAUCAAAGAUUACGCUUUUGUACACUUCAAAGAACGCGAGCCAUGUGUAAAGGCGUUGGAAGAAUGGAACGGCAAGGAAUUGGAGGGUGUGGUGAUAGAUUGUUCUCUCGCUAAACCACAAGUGGAAAAGAAGAAGAAGCCAAUGGGACGAGGCCGAGGGAUGGGAAUGGGUAUGGGCAUGGGAAUGGGAAUGGGCAUGGGCAUGGGUAUGGGAUACGGAGGCGGCCCCGGUGGAUUCGGCGGCGGUCGUGGUCGAGCGAACAAUAUGUAUCCUAAUAUGGGCUACGAUGAUUACGGUUUCGGAGGAUAUGGUAUGGGUGGCGGAUACGGUGAUUAUGGCGGCUACGGUCCAGGAGGAUACGGCGGAGGAUACGGAGACUUCCAAAACGGCGGAUACGGUCCACCCGGCGGAUAUGGUGGUUACGGUGGAGGUUUUGGAGGACGAGGCGGUGGCGGAUUCCGCGGUGGACGUGGUGGUAACCGAGGAGGACACGCAGGGCGAGGCAAGCGACCAGGUGACAGAUCUGGUGGUCCGGCUUCAAAGCGUGAUAACGGUGCGCCGGACUUCUCAGCCGAUGUAAACAUGAGCUCGUUUUAG
Messenger RNA from Ostertagia ostertagi, 2289 nucleotides. The record is from the annotation of a GenBank genome assembly. NCBI's taxonomy places the organism in Eukaryota, Metazoa, Nematoda, Chromadorea, Rhabditida, Trichostrongylidae.